Messenger RNA from Rotaria sp. Silwood2, 2985 nucleotides. The record is from the annotation of a GenBank genome assembly. NCBI's taxonomy places the organism in Eukaryota, Metazoa, Rotifera, Eurotatoria, Philodinida, Philodinidae.
AUGUUGAGUCAAUCGAUACAACAAACUCAAGACCUAUUACAAUUAAAAAUAAAGCGCAUAGCAAUCGAUUUUGAUGGACGUCUCGGUUCAUUAUAUGAUGGAUGUCAAGAUCAGUUACUUGGAACAUUGGAUAUAAAUUUCGAACAAUCAUCAAUUCAAUUUUAUCAUAAAACACGAUGUAUUCUUGAAAAAGGUGAUAAAAAUCAUAAACGAAAUCUUCUUGAAUUAAUUAAUAUAGAUGAACAAUUACGAUUAAGUCUAUUACUUAAUUUAACAUCAACAAAUGGAAUAGCUGAAAUUAUUAAUUAUCCAUAUAUAAUAAAUGAAUACACUCGUAUAUUACAUUAUUCUUAUAUUCAUCGAGAAGAAGGAUUUCCUGAUGAAAUAGAAAAAAUACGAGAACGACUCGAAUCUUGUUUAACUAAAACAAAUGCUACUCAUAUUAUUACUAGUAUUUGUUGGGGAAUUGAUAUUGUUAUUAUUUUACAACUUCCACCCGAAGAUAAUAUUGUUUCUAUGAUUGAUGUUAUACUUGAAAAAUAUCGAGCAUACUUAAAUGGUGAUUGUAAUGAUUUUAAACUAACUCGAGAUGAUGUUAAUUCAUAUAAACAUAUUAUUAAUACAACAAUUUAUUCGAAUAUACCAGCUAUAACUGAAAUGACAACCUUACAUAAUAUAUUUCAUAGUAUUUGUCGUUUAAAAACGGAUGAUACUCAAUAUCAACAAUUGUAUUAUAUUCUUUGUCCUAUAUCAAAUUCAAGUUAUAUUCAUUUAGAUUCAAUAAAGAAUAAUCAUUUGGAACAAUAUUUAUAUGAAUUAUCAACUUCUAUGAAAAUUAUCGAAACAUGUUUUAAUGAAGAUAUGCCAAAUCUCUUAUGUGGACAUUUUAAAGAACGUUUUUCUAAUGUAUAUAAACAAUGGUUAGAUAUUAAAAAUGAAUAUGUAAAUCUAAUUGAACGAUUAUCUAAAUUAGUAAUUGAAAUUCGUUGUGGUCAAAAUCAAACAUCAAUAUUAGAUAAGUUUCUUAAUCAUAAAGCACAAAUAAUUUUCAAAAAUAAUAUUUCUAAUUUAUUUCAACAUGUAAUUGAUCUUAAUAAAAAAGGACACUUAAUCAGUGAUUUAAGUCGUCUAAAUAUACAAUAUUGUAAUGUUAUUGAACGAAAAGUUGAUAAGAAUGAUAAUGAAGAUACAAUGAAACGUAAAUUAAUAAUUGAUGAAAAUACGGAUCGAAUUUUAUGUUCUAAUGAUUUGUUAAAUAAAAAUAAUCCAAUACAAUAUAAAAAAUUACUUAAUGAUUUAAUUAAUGAACUUGAAAAUAAUGUUAGAUUACGUCUUAUCUAUGCUGAUUUUUCUUAUUGUACAUAUGAAUUACGUGAUAUGAUAAUUUUAACAUCGAUUAAAAAUGAUUAUAAAAAAAAUAAAUCAAAAUAUAAAGAAAUUUCAUCAUUUAUAGAUAAUAAUAAUAAUAAUAAUUCAACAUCACCACUAACAAGAACAUCUUUACCUAUUUCAUCAUCAUCGUCAAAAUUAUCAUUAACUGAUUCAAUUAAUAUUCUUCUUCUUGGUGAAACAGGUAUUGGUAAAUCUACUUUUAUUAAUGCUCUGGUCAACUAUCUUACAUAUAAAACAUUUGAUAAAGCACAAACUGAGAAACCUAUUGUAGCUAUGCCUGUUUCGUUUCGUAUUACUACUGAGGAUGAUUUGCAAGAACAUAAUGUUAAAUUUGAUGAUGUGAAUAAGUCAAGUAGUGAGAAUUUUCAACAUCCUGGCCAUUCGGUUACACAACGUUGUCGAUCACAUAUUUAUCGUCUUCAUAAUAGUGAUGAAACAAGAUUACGUUUUAUUGAUACACCUGGUUUUGGUGACACACGAGGUAUUGAACAAGAUAAUCUUAAUAUGCAACAUAUUAUAGAAUAUAUAAAAAAUUUCAAAUACUUAAAUGCUAUAUGUAUUUUACUUAAACCAAAUGAAUCAAGAUUGAAUAUAUUUUUUCGAUCAUGUCUUACUCAAUUAUUUAAUUUACUAGGUUCUGAUGCUCGUAAUAAUAUUAUAUUUUGUUUUACUAAUUCUCGAUCAACAUUUUACACACCAGGAAAUACAGCUUCAUUACUGCAACAUAUGAUUUCGUCAUUUUCGAUAAAUGAUAUUCCAUUUCAAAAAAAAAAUACAUUCUGUUUUGAUAAUGAAUCAUUUCGUUAUUUAGUUGCUUUACAAAAUAAAAUUCAAUUUAAUGAUCAUGAAAAACAAGAAUAUAAAAUAAGUUGGUCAAAUUCAGCAAAUGAAGCAUAUAGACUUAUACGUUAUAUUCGUAAAAAACUUAUUCCAUAUAAUAUUCCAAAUAAUUUGGAAUCUAUAAGAUCAGCUGAAAUAGAAAUUGUUCAAAUGAUACAUCCAAUAUUAGAAACAAUACGUAAUAUGCUUCGAAAGAUUAUACGUGGCAAAAUGAAUGUAUUAAGAGUAUCAUUUGAAUCAGAUAUAAAUGAUAGUCCUUCAUAUAAUAAAAUAGAAAAUAAUAAUUAUCAUAUUAAUCAACCUUGUCCUUAUCAACCAUUUUCAAUUGAGUUUUUAGAAGAUUAUAAAAUUAUGAAUAAUUCAUCAAGUCAAAUUCAAAAUGAUAUGAUCGAUCAAUUAACAUUAAUAUGUCAUGUUAAUGUUGAAUUUGCUUAUUUUUUAUUACAUAUUGCUCAUUAUUCACAAAGUGAUCCAUUUUUAAAUGGUUUUUUACGAAUGAUUUAUGAAGAAAAUAUUAUUUGUGAAAAUCGAAAUAGAAAUUAUAUGAAUUUACAAUUAGUUGAAGGUUUAAAAAAAUUAGCAAGUAAUUAUAAACAACGUGUAGAAGUUAUUAAAUCAAAAUCAGAACAAAAUAUUCUUUCAGAUAUUCAUCAAUGGAUUAAAUAUAUGCACGAAUAUCCCUUAAUAUCUGAAUAUAUCAUUGACAUAUCUGAAGAAAAUUUAACAAAUGAUAAUAAAAUAACAUCAAUAUAA